Molecule: messenger RNA, 2428 nt
Organism: Ictalurus punctatus (channel catfish)
Lineage: Eukaryota; Metazoa; Chordata; Actinopteri; Siluriformes; Ictaluridae
Gene: ogg1
Product: 8-oxoguanine DNA glycosylase
Exons: 8
Coding region: 655-1842 (395 amino acids)
Biological process (GO): nucleotide-excision repair; base-excision repair, AP site formation; base-excision repair
Cellular component (GO): nucleus
Molecular function (GO): 8-oxo-7,8-dihydroguanine DNA N-glycosylase activity; damaged DNA binding
Source: RefSeq, a predicted model, not a curated record
AAUAUAAACCCAACUUUAACGCGCGGUUUACAAAACCGAGGGUAUGGUUUACACAUGGCUGUAUUUUUUUAUUACCUGCCACUAGGGGCGCUUCGUAGGAAUAUAUAUAGAACUUGAUUUUAAAAAGGUUGUUUUAAGUCUUAUCCUGGGGAGAAAAGUAUCACGUGACUGAGAAACCCCCAUUGUGAAACUAAUUUACGUUCCGGAAUGACUGGAAUAAAGUUCAUUUGAAGUUGGACGCUCGAUAUUCGCAGAAAUGCGGAAAUUAAGGGACCGUCUCUAAAGUUACAUACGACAUUGUUAUACACAUUUCCAACUUCAAUAGCAUUUGAAGGGAAUGAUGUACAGUCACACAACCAACUGGAAAGUGUUCAUCUAGGUGUCAGGUAUAAUGCACACCUUUUAGAUUUUUGAUAUUUAUUAAAAUAAGCCAGUUGAUUUUGUGACUGUACAUCAUUCCCUUCAAAUGCUAUUGAGCUUUAAAUUAUGGUAUAUUUUGUGUAUGGGCCAAUUCUGUAGUGAAAUACAUGUGUAAUUUACAUAUGAUUUAAUAGCUUAUUUUGAUAAAUAUCAAAAAUCUAAAAGGUGUGCAUCAUACCUGACACCUAGAUGAACACUUUCCAGUUCGUUAUAUGACUGAUUUAGUGGAACAGCAUGAUGUCCCAGCAUGCUUUGCUCUCAUUGGGGGCCAAGGCAUGGCGCUGCCUGUCCUGCCCCAAAUCUGAACUUCGCCUGGACCUGACACUGGGAUGUGGGCAAACUUUCAGAUGGAACGAGACAGGGGAAGGCCACUGGACAGGAGUGAUGGGGGGACGAGUGUGGACACUAACUCAGACGGACGACACUUUAUGGUACCAUGUAUACAGACGUCACGAGGAUCCGGAUCUCGUUAACGGACGGAAAAGGAAAAAAGCGGAGAACUCCCAAGACUCCGGGAAGAAGCUUAAAGAAAUGGCUGACGUGAAGGAGGAAGAGGUUGAAACGAGCUUUUGUGUGUUGACCUCUGAGCAGGAUCACAAAGACGAGGAGGUGCUGAGAGACUAUUUCCAGUUGAGUGUUAAACUGGAAGACUUGUACAAAGAGUGGGGUGAUGCAGAUCCGCACUUCAGCCACACAGGCAACGUUUUCACAGGAGUGCGCAUGUUGCGCCAGGACCCUGUGGAGUGUCUCUUCUCGUUCAUCUGCAGCUCGAAUAAUCACAUCUCUCGGAUUCAGGGGAUGAUCGAGCGUUUGUGUAGCACACUCGGGACACCACUCUGUGAGCUCGAUGGCACACACUAUCAUGACUUCCCCUCCAUUGAUGCUUUAGCAGAGAGCAGCGUAGAGGCACGGCUACGGGAUUUGGGUUUUGGCUACCGAGCUCGUUUCCUACAGCAAAGUGCACACAUGAUUAUGAGCGAUCAUGGUCCUAAGUGGCUCCAUACACUACGUAACACCCCCUACCUGCAGGCCAGAGACGCUCUCCUUACACUCCCUGGUGUUGGCCCAAAGGUGGCCGACUGUGUGUGUUUAAUGUCAUUGGACAAGUCUGAAGCCGUCCCUGUAGACACACAUGUGUGGCAGAUUGCGAAGCGCGACUAUGCCUAUGCUGCAGGAGGUAGACAGAAGACUCUGACCAAUAAAGUCUACAAAGAGAUCGGGGAUUUCUUCAGAAAUCUUUGGGGAUCCUAUGCUGGCUGGGCGCACUCUGUUUUGUUCUGUGCUGAUCUAAAGAAGUUCCAGAAGCUGAAAGAAAUCCCGACCAUAAAAGAAGAAAAGAAGCCAGCAAAGAUGGGAAAAAAAGAAGAAAAGAAUACAAACUGUAAACAGAGAGCGAAUGUGAAAAAGGAAGGAGGAGAUUAAGAUCAACAAUCUGGUCUACCGCUCUUUCAAACAAAACUCUUUCACUGGACAGUUUUCUUUUGACUAGAAGAAAAACUCAGGGAUGAAAUCAAGUUUUAAGUAUCAGUGACUGCUUGUGCUGCCAGAAAGCACGUUGAAUUUUGGUGUAUAUCAGACUUUAUCUCCUAAAGGAAACUCAAUGUACAACACAGCUAUCGUUUUAGAUGGGUUUUGUAUAAAAUAAUCUGCAAAACAGUUAGUCCAUUACAGUGGGUACAUGUGUGUCACAGACGUGCUGACAUUUACUGUAUAGCUGUAGCAUUUACAGUUUAUGAGUCCUUGCUACUGAAAUACGGGAGACACCUGAAAACUACAUUGGUCUGCUUUUUCAGCUAAAGAAACAAUCACGAUUACCCAGUGGAACAGCAAAUUCACUGAAAAAGAAAGGACACACAUAGCCGUUACUUUUUGUGCUGAUGUGAUCAAAGGGAACUUUCCCCUGUGAAUGCACAAACCUCAGUCAAACAAGAUGGUGUCACUCUGGUCUCUGGUUGGUACAAAAAAAUUGAGAUCCUACUAAUAAUUAAGUAAAACCCAUCACACUGGA